Molecule: messenger RNA, 877 nt
Organism: Lytechinus variegatus (green sea urchin)
Lineage: Eukaryota; Metazoa; Echinodermata; Echinoidea; Temnopleuroida; Toxopneustidae
Product: dynein light chain roadblock-type 2-like
Exons: 4
Coding region: 101-397 (98 amino acids)
Biological process (GO): microtubule-based movement
Cellular component (GO): cytoplasmic dynein complex; cytoplasm
Molecular function (GO): dynein intermediate chain binding
Source: RefSeq, a predicted model, not a curated record
CAUUUGAUCGAUGACGUAAUAGGGCUGCGAUAUAUCGCGCAUGCGCAAUGCUCUCACGAUCACGAAUUGACCUAGCAACAACAACACAGGAAGAAGAAAUAUGGCUGAAGUUGAAGAUAUAGUCAAGAGGUUAAUGCAGCACCCUGGCGUGACUGGAGUUGUAAUUGCCAGUUGUGAGGGAAUUCCCAUCAGAACGACAUUUAACAAUGAAAAGGCGACACACUAUGCAGCCCGAUAUGUGGAUUUAAUCAACAAGGCCAGGAGAUGUGUCCAAGAUACUGACCCUACAAAUGAUUUGUCAUUCGUCAGAGUCCGUACCAAAGCUCACGAGAUAAUGGUCGCACCAGAUAAAGACUUCAUAUUGAUUGUGACUCAAAAGCCAUCGGAGGCAUGCUGAUUAUACUUCAAAGAAUGAGACGCAAUAUUGCCCAGGUGGGAAUGGUCGUUCUUUUUCAUCCAAAUCUCACUUAAUACUUACCAUUGAGAGUCAUGCAACAGAUAUGUAUAUCUUCGGCAAGGGACAGUCUGUUAAUCGGUCAAAUCUCAAAAGUACCCCAUUCCAUGGUCUGCAACAUUCGUUCGGAGACUAGUUGAGAGAAAGAUAGUUCAAAGUAGAUAUUGAACUGUGAAUGAUUGUCACUUUUCUUGUUAUGUACAGAUGUAAUGUAUUCUCAUUAAAGAUACUUCAUAUAUAAUUGUUGUUGUAAUGUCAAUCUUGAAAAUUCCGGUAGGAACUCUUUUUUGUUUUUUACCCAUUUUUAUUAUGCUGAAGCUCUGAUGCAUUCACAUUUGCCCCGUCUAUUGUUUAAGGCUUAAUACAUCCAUGUAAUAAUGAUCGCAAGGUUGUGAGUUCGAAUCCCCGUUCUGCCAUAGUCUC